AUUUUAGGGAGACAAAUCACCAUCAUACAUGAAAAACGAAAUAAAUAAAUAAAUAAAUCAUCAUAAACAGCGACUAGGCCAAAGUCUUCCAUGAAUUUUUCCAUGUUCACAUAUCAGGCUAACCUCAGGGUGAUGGACUCAAAGAUGAGAACCAAGAAGUUUCCUUCUGGAGAAAAAGCAAAGACUCACAUAUCCGUGAAAAAACAAGUCUCCAUAUUAAGCAGCACACCAAAAAACUAUAAAAAUAAAUAAAUAAAUGGAAUUGAUACACCAGUCUAUGUAGCUUGCUGUGUUUUCCAGCAAUCUCCAAGCAAAAGCAGAGAAGACGAACCAAGCCAGCACCGCCAUGUACAUCAGUGGAGAAGAAUUGGGAAAUUUGGUGCUCAGCUCUGAUCUCCUCCAUUAUUCAUGGGCUGCAAUUUUGGAAGCCUAUAAGGACACCACUGGCACUGCCAAUCCAAAUGACCCAACAACCUUCCCAAUCUCCAUUAAAUACAGAGUUGAUAGACAACAAUCACCACAUGGUACUACUAUUGUUGCUUUUGUUUCUUCCCCCACUUGUACCGCACAGCAUUUCCAAAGGGAUGGUAGAGAUUUAGUUUCAUCCACAACUCUUUUUGACUUUGUUAGCACCAAAGUCAACCCUUCCUUCUCCAUUCACAGAGCUGCACUUGAACUUUUUGCUUCUCAUCACAAUGGCCUCUCUGACCUGAAAAAGCAGUGCUGCAAUAUCAGUCCAUUGAUUGUCACUGGACACUCAAUAGGGGGAUCCAUUGCCUCACUCUUCACCUUAUGGCUGCUCGAAAGCUUGUCCCCAAAGGAUGCAUCCAAACACCCUCUAUGCAUCACUUUUGGUUCACCCCUUAUCGGUGACAAUGGCUUCCAACAAGCUAUAUCAGAACGCCCAAUCUGGAAUUCUAGCUUUCUGCACGUAGCUUCUAAUCAAGAUCCAAUCCCCAAACUCUUCGCCUCACCACAUGAUGUCCUCAAUAUUGAGCCUACUUCUCAUGCUAGUGUUUACAAGCCAUUUGGCACAUUUCUUUUGUGUUCAGAAUCGGGUUGUGCCUGUUUUGAGGAACCUGAAUCGGUUUUGGACUUGAUGGUGGCAAUCAGCUCAGAUGGUGGUCCUAAUGAAGGUCUGCAGAUUAUUGAUUAUGGACAUGUUUUGAAAAGACUCAAGCAUGGAGCAAUCUAUCAGGGAAUUUCAAAGCUCGGUAUAUGGAAUGGCAGUCCUCUUCGGACUGGAAUCAUCAUACAGAUAGAAGCAAUUAAAGUUGGGAGAACACAACAAAGACAUGAGAAUGGUGACAUCAAUUCCCUGGUCACAAAAGUUGAAAAAAGAGCAGAGGAUCUUGUAGCCCGCAGAAGGAAUGUUUUUGACCCCAAGAAGAAACUAAAUGACAUGAAAAUAAAUAUGAUAUACCUUGAAUGGUACAAGAAGGUCUCAGAGUCUCGUGGAGGCUACUAUGAUGCUUUUAGAAAUAUCCCUUCCAAAAAUAGAGAAGAGAUUGUUAAGCGAAAGAACAUCCUCACACAGUACUGGGCUAUAAGGGUCAAAGAAGCGGAGAAAAUGCCCCAAAAGGAGGGGACUUUCCUUCGCACUGGAUUUCUCUACGCAGCUACAAACUACAGGAGGAUGAUUGAACCACUUGACAUAGCCGAGUUCUACAGAAAGGAUAAGAAAGACUAUUUAGCAGAAAGAUCUGCACAUUACAAGCUGUUGGAACAAUGGGUGAAAGAUGACAAACAAGAAGGGCGUCAAAGUAAUGCAAAUGAGAGAAAGAGUGCUUGUAGUCUCACCGAGGAUUCUUGCUUUUGGGUACAUGUCGAGGAGGCUAUUGUUUUGUGUAAUUCACUGAAGGAUGGAGGAACCAGUCCAGAAGACAAAGUAUCAUUGAUGGAGAAUUUGGUUAAGUUUGAAAACUAUGUAAUGGAUUUGAUAAAGAACUAUGCAGUGUCAACUGAGAUUUUCUUCAAUCAAAGCAGCUUUAUGAAAUGGUGGGCAGAUUAUGAGAAUAUUACAGGUAAUUCAUCUCAUUCAUCACUUACUGAUUUCAUGAGGAAUCGUAAAUACAAUCAGUAUGUUUAGGUUUAUCCUUGGCUUUUAAUUUACACGGCUAUGCUUGUUUGAACUCACUGUUAAAUUUACUUUCGGAUUUAUGAUGAUAUGUACAAACUUACACUAUACUUAAGAGGCAAUUUCCUAUUAAUUUUGCAUAAUUUUGUUGAA
Molecule: messenger RNA, 2230 nt
Organism: Camellia sinensis
Lineage: Eukaryota; Viridiplantae; Streptophyta; Magnoliopsida; Ericales; Theaceae
Source: RefSeq, a predicted model, not a curated record